AUGGCUCCUCCCCCAGCUCCAGGCGUCUGGUGCCCCGCGGUAACCUUCUACACUCCCGAAAGCGACACGGCAACCUUGGAUCUCGCGGCACAGAAGCAGUACUUCACAUACCUCUCCAAAUCAGGUCUUACUGGUUUAGUCAUUCUUGGCUCGAAUGCUGAGGCGUUCCAGCUCACUCGCGACGAGAAAAAGGCAUUGGUAAAAUGCGCCCGCGAGGCUGUCGGCCCCAACUACCCCCUCAUGGUGGGAAUUUCGAGCUUCUCCGUAUCACAGGUAAUGGAGAAUAUCAGCGACGCCAUCGAAGCCGGAGCGAACUACGGGCUGUUGCUGCCAGCCGCAUACUAUGGGCCUGCGACAUCCAAAGAGGUUGUCAUGGCCUUUUACAACGAGGUCGCACAGAAGUCUGAGUUGCCUAUCGUCAUCUAUAACUUUCCGGGUAUCUGCAAUGGAGUGGAUCUUGAUUCUGUCACAAUCGCUGCGCUUGCCAAACAAAACCCAGGGAAGAUCGUCGGUGUGAAGUUGACAUGUGGUAGCGUAGCGAAAAUCACAAGGCUUUGUGCUGAGUUGCCGGGCGAUACCUUUUCUACGUAUGCUGGACAGGCGGAUUGGAUGGUAGCCGGCCUGGCAGUUGGAAGCGCUGGUUGCGUAUCAGCAUUCAGUAAUGUCUUCCCAAGGGUCUGCUCGAAGAUCUAUGAGUUGUAUACUAGUGGCGAGACACAAGCAGCACUAGAGCUACAUCGGAAGGCGGCACUUGCAGAGAGCCCAAUCAAGGCUGGUAUCGCGCCCACGAAGCACGCCGUCAGCCAGUACAGUGCGAAAGCAGCCGGUAUCGAGGGUGCAGAGGAGAGGCUUAACCCAAGGCGACCAUACAUGCCUGUUAGUGAGGCGCUCAAGACUAGUGUAAAGAGUGCCAUGUCAGAGCUAGCUGUGAUCGAGACCAUUUGUUAG
Molecule: messenger RNA, 948 nt
Organism: Alternaria postmessia
Lineage: Eukaryota; Fungi; Ascomycota; Dothideomycetes; Pleosporales; Pleosporaceae
Exons: 1
Coding region: 1-948 (315 amino acids)
Molecular function (GO): 4-hydroxy-tetrahydrodipicolinate synthase activity
Source: RefSeq, a predicted model, not a curated record